CGCCCCGCGGAGCCGCGCGCAGACCCGUCGGCCGUCGGGGGCGCGGCGGGCCGCUGGAGCCCACACCUGUCGGGCCUCGGAGGCCGGGAGCCGGUGUUGCGCCGCAGUCCACGGCACGGGAGGCAGGGAGGGAGAGGAGAGCGGGUGGAGGCGAGGCCCGUGCUCCGGAGGACGCCGCACCCGGCCGGAGGCCCUGGACGCUGCUCUCCAAGCUCUACCGCACCAUGGCCCCGAAACUGCUGCUCUUCCUCUGCCUGUUCUCGGGCUUGCAAGCGCGGUCCAGAAAGGUGGAAGAGGAUGAAUAUGAAGAUUCAUCAUCAAACCAAAAGUGGGUUUUGGCUCCAAAAUCCCAAGACACUGAUGUGACUCUUAUUCUCAACAAAUUACUAAGAGAGUAUGAUAAAAAGCUGAGGCCGGAUAUUGGAAUAAAACCGACCGUAAUUGACGUUGACAUCUAUGUUAACAGCAUUGGUCCCGUGUCAUCAAUAAACAUGGAAUACCAAAUUGACAUAUUUUUUGCUCAGACUUGGACAGACAGCCGCCUUCGAUUCAACAGUACAAUGAAAAUACUCACUCUGAACAGCAACAUGGUGGGAUUAAUAUGGAUUCCAGAUACAAUCUUCCGCAAUUCUAAAACUGCAGAGGCUCACUGGAUCACCACCCCCAAUCAGCUCCUCAGAAUUUGGAAUGACGGGAAAAUCCUUUACACUUUAAGGCUCACUAUAAAUGCAGAAUGCCAGCUGCAGCUGCACAACUUCCCCAUGGAUGAACACUCCUGCCCGCUGAUUUUCUCCAGCUAUGGCUACCCCAAAGAAGAAAUGAUUUACAGAUGGAGAAAAAAUUCAGUUGAGGCAGCUGAUCAGAAAUCCUGGAGGCUUUAUCAGUUUGACUUUAUGGGCCUUAGAAACACAACAGAAAUCGUAACAACAUCUGCAGGUGAUUAUGUUGUCAUGACCAUAUAUUUUGAAUUGAGUAGAAGAAUGGGAUACUUCACUAUUCAAACAUACAUUCCCUGUAUACUGACUGUGGUUUUAUCCUGGGUGUCAUUUUGGAUCAAAAAAGAUGCUACACCAGCAAGAACAGCAUUAGGCAUCACCACAGUGCUGACCAUGACUACGCUCAGCACCAUUGCCAGGAAUUCCUUGCCCCGUGUGUCCUAUGUGACUGCCAUGGACCUCUUUGUGACCGUUUGCUUCUUAUUUGUCUUUGCUGCUCUGAUGGAGUAUGCCACCCUCAACUACUAUUCAAGUUGUAGAAAACCAACUACCAAGAAGAAAACAUCGUUAUUACAUCCAGAUUCCUCAAGAUGGAUUCAUGAACGAAUAAGUCUACAAGCCCCCUCCGUAUGUAUAGCAUUGAAGAACUAUUCUCUCCUCGACAUGAGGCCACCACCACCUGCAAUGAUCACUUUAAACAAUUCUGUGUACUGGCAGGAAUUUGAAGAUACCUGUGUCUAUGAGUGUCUGGAUGGCAAAGACUGUCAGAGCUUCUUCUGCUGCUAUGAAGAAUGCAAAUCAGGAUCUUGGAGAAAAGGGCGUAUUCACAUAGAUAUCUUGGAGCUGGACUCAUAUUCCCGAGUCUUUUUCCCUACAUCGUUCCUGCUCUUCAACUUGGUCUAUUGGGUUGGAUACCUGUAUCUCUAAAUGUUGCUGUGGUGAUGAGUGAAGAGCACUAGGUCUCCUUCUUUAUCUUUCACCCUCCCCAGACCAGUAGUAACCAACUGGAGUAGGAAGGAAGGACACUGCUCAGUUUAUUUAAGUUAUACAUCACCUUUGAGCAGUACAGGAGUAUGUGGCAAAUAUUUCUAUUAUGUAUUUCACACUCAUACACAUGCGUGAGCACACACACACACACAUUAAUUGAGUUUUAAAGUGAUAUUCUUGCUAAUCCCUUAUUGAAUCUGUAGCUUUCUGAUGUUUAUGAAUGGUUUUUGGAUAUUGGAAGCAGUUGACAAUUAUCAUUGCCAACAAAUCUGUAAGACAUGCAAGCAAAUAUCCGAGAAGUUCUCUUGGGCCAAGACUCCUAUAAUUUUCUGUCACAGCCAUUGGAGGUACCAGUGCCCACGUUUGUGAAGUCGCUGCUUGCUGGGACACACUCAUGCUGACCUCAGCCCCACGUUCCCGGGGAGUCUGAGUUCAAGUGUGAACUGCAGUGAGUUUUGACCCAGUUUCCUCUCCCCAUGGUCUCUUUUACUCUGGCACCAUCAUUGUUACCUAGCCUUCCUUUAUCAAAUAAUCUCACCCUGGGCUUGGGAAGCGUGUAUAUGCAUCAUCCACAAAUUUCCAGUUGAGGAAAAAAACAUGAUUUUCAAAAUUCUUAUGUUGCUGAAGUCAAUGAUGUUGAUUGUCUCUGAACAUCAGUUACUACUUUACUCCAAACUACCGAGAGUCAGCAGUAUUUUUAACUCUGGGUUCUGGGACUAGUUCAGCCGAAGUUCAACACUUAACCUUAGUUGUGUUUUACUAGACCAAAACACAACCCCAGAGUAUGUGUCCUGCUUAUGUUAUGCUAUUACAGGUUCAGUGAUUAUCUUCAUCUUGCAAAGACAGAUAUAUAGCAUUCACAAGACUUUGUCUCAAAAUGUUUUCCAGAGUUGAAAGAAAUGUAGAUAGAAUUUAAAAUUUCUUAGGGAAUAUUAACUUUCAAGUCAAAUCAACCUUAGAUGCAAAAACUAGGGCAAUGGCUAUCAUCAAUGAUAUAUUUUGAUGAACAAAAAUUAUUUUAUACUUUGAAGUAUGAAUAUGUAGCAAAAUCCCAAAGAAAAAAAUCCCCUGAAAUUAUUACUCUUUUGAUAUUUUUAUAACACAAAACUAACUUGCUUCUUGAUGUUAGUUCUUUGUUAUAACUGGAUGCCAGUAUGUACUUCACAAGACUCUUCAGAAGCUUCCCACCAUUGAUAGGACAAAAAAAGUCCUACCAGUUCAUUAAUAAUGCUUUGGCAUUAUUAAAAUUUUGGUACUAAAAUUUUGGUACCGGUAUCUCUGUGCUUCUCAUUUUCCUCACCCGGAAAACUGAAUUAAUUUUAUUGGAAACCAUAGAAUUUUAUUUUAAUUGUCUAUUGUAAGUACUAUUAUUACUCAGAAAAAAGGUAAAAUAAUAUACACAGAGAAUAUAUAAAAGUACUGAUUUCACACAAUUUACUGAAUGCAGACCAUACAGAAGGGAAUGGGAGUGGAAGAGGCUAGAAAAGUAAAAUUAGAUGAAUCUGUUUAUUUUUAUGAACAUCAUUCAUAUCAAGUGAAUGCAAAUAUAUUGGGAUACUAUCACCCAGUUUUCAAGGACUGAGUCUAUAUACAGUGUGAGAUAGUCCAGCCCAUUGUUUUUCUUCCUGUCAACUCCCUGCCUUUUGAUUUGAUAUUUGCUACAUAGGCCACAAGCCAAUUGGGUUCUACCUAGCAAAUUCAGCUUAAAACAUAAAAUAACAAUAAAUAUUUGUGGAGAAACAGGUUGAACCUAUUGGCUUAAUAAAAUUUCUACUCUAUUGGAGAAUUUCAUCUACUAGCAUCCUUGUUCUGUCUCUUAUGCAUAAACCACCCUCCCAUACCUGGCCGUUGGUUGGAGUCACCGUGACCAAAGGAAUUGUUUCAUGUCCCACCAAAUCACUGAGUACUCAUGGAAGGUGGCCCGAGGUCAGUCUUCUUCAAACAUAAUUUUCAACUUUAUGAAUUUAUAUAAUAUCUAAAUAUGAAGAAUUUCAACCUGUUAUGUCUUUGAAAAAGUUCUGGAGGGAAAUGAAUAUUCUAGUGAAAUUCUUCUUGGAAGGAAAAUAACCUAAGAACAAUUUUAUAACAUAAGUUUGGUUCAAUUUUACCUUAAAAAUUUUAUUGACGCUUCUUGUUUUAAAGCCACUCAAUAUUUGGGUGUCAUUGGCAACUCUUAUGAAAUUAUAUAUAUAUAGGAUGUACAUACCAAUAAUCUGUCUUCUGAAUCCAACCAUUCUCUUCUCCCUGACCUCAGUCAUCCUGCUGAUCGAAACACACUAGUUUAUCAUACAUUUUACAUGAAGGGAAGACUUCAUCUCAAGGGACUCUAAUAGAUGUUCACUCACGACAUGUAAAAUACAUUCCUGCACAUACAGCAAUCUACCCACAAUGGGUUCUGACUAAAAAGAACACAAACUUCCCCUCAGAACACAUUAAUGUCAGUUUCUCUGCAGGCUUGCCUGUUCAAGUUCUCUUUAUCAAUUUCAACUCCUGAGAUGAGCCUUCAGUCCACAAUACAGGAGAGUGGCAUGUACCUCAUGCAGAUGCAGAACUCAGGGGCUUUCUUACUAGUAUGUAUGAGUUUACCUUAUGGAGGAAGGAAGAGGAGAGACACAGGAAGAAUGUGAGGGAAAUGUAUCACUCUUAGAUUGAAGGACUCUCCUUCACCAGUAUGCUUUUUUAGUAGGGUUUGUGUGAGGUGUAUGGAUGUAAGACUGUUCUGCACAGACCCAGCACCCUUACAGCUCUGCCCAGCUUGCUGUGCAUUUAGACUUGAGAAAUAUUUUUUUGGUUUUGUGGCAGCUGGUGGGGAAGUUGUCUGAGUGACUGGUAUUCUAAAGGUGCUACUGCGUUCCUUACUUUCAGAAAUACUGUAAAUUGGAGAAAUGAGAGUUCUGUAUUUUGAAAAGGAUUUCUAAUUUCUUACCACUGUGGAUCAUACUUACAACUGUGACUGUCUCUCCUUUAAGCUAAAUCUAGGCUGAGAGGUAAAAAGAAGGCAUUUCACAUUAAUGGAAUUAGAGAAAAAUGCCUUUUCAGAGCCUAGAAAGUACAGUUUGUACAAAGUCUCAACACCAAUGACGAGAGGAGAGAUUCUCAGGUACAGACAGAGAAGGAAAAUGUUACUAUAAUUUACUCUGGACCCAGCCAAUACUGCCCCCAAUUUGCCCAACAUAUGCCUUACAAUUACACAUAAAGCUUAUAUCAUACACAUCUUACAGAUUUUCCAUUUGUUGUGAUCACAUAUAUUUCAUGCCAGGUUUUUUUUUUAUUGUUUAUGAAUGCAUGAAGAUGGGAUUUUCAUUUUUUAUGUGCCAAGCAGUCUUGUCCUUAAUUGUAUAUCAAAUCAGUUAAGAGCAUAGUCUUUGUGGCUUCAACUGGAAAAAAGCUUGUCCUCCAUGGCAAAGUAUUUUCAGGCUACAUAAGGGAAAUUGGAGCCAAUCUAAAAGUCAGUGCUUGUGAUGGGAUAUGAGUGUCCACAUAGAACCCUCACACCGAGUCUUUUUACCUGGCCAUAACUUGCUGCAGUAAAAGUGUCUAGACAUAUUUUUUUUGCUGCUCUGCAAAAUAUCACACUCUGCAAGCAAAGGUGGGUAAUUGACAAUGCCAUUUUGCAUUAACAAAUACUUGCCACAACUAGGAAGCAAUGGGGCACUCUAUCUAAAGGGCUAGAAAACAAGACAAACAAAACCUCUUCUUCCUUGAUCAUUUUUAUCUCAGCUGCCAAUAGCUGAGAACUUUCUGUGAUUUACUUUACAAACUUGAAGAUUUAUAACUGGCUUCCAACCAUGAUACUUAACACUAUUUGAGAUCUAUGUUCUCAAGACACAAAGCAGUUUGAAAUCUCUCCAUUAUCUUGCAACUGUCUGCUUUUUCUGAGAGUUUAUGAACUAUAUACAUAUGAAGUUUCAUCCUCAAUUUCUAUAAAAAAGAAAAGUUAGUGAAUGACUUGGGAUAAACAUAGUCAGAUAUAAAUAUACAUUGAAAUGUUUAUGAUUAGUCUUGGGCUUCAGAACACUAUUGUUUUUAAAAUAUUCAGAAAGGGGUCUGGAAAUAAGGAGGGGAAACAGAUUGUAAAUACACCGUAAAUGUGAAAUUCACAAUUUUCUGUUGAGUCCCCUUCAAUUACCCAAAAUUGGGGAAGUGUGCAAUCUGUACAUGUUUCUUUCUCUCAAAUUUGCCUGCAGGAAAAAUUCAGGUUCACAUGGUUUAGAAGUACCUCCACAUUGUAUAAUAACAUCCAAAGAACCAAAAAAGAACAGUUCAGGCUAAAUGACAAAUCCCUUCUUGAAUUGCUUCUAGACUUACUUUUUACUUAAAAACAAAUUUCUAUCAUUUUAAGGAGAAAACAUGUAUAUGUUGAGAUAAUACAAUAACAACUCAGCCAUUCAUAUCUCCAGGAGAAUAAAAACUUGGCUUUUUAAAAAAUGUCUGAUAGUUUUGAAGACUGGAGACUAGAGCAUUUCCACUCCUCCUUUUAAAAUUUUCCUGAUUACAAGUCAGCAAUUCCAGGCUACAAGCCUGGUCUAGUUCUAAUAAAGUCAAAAGAGAAAAUGUUCCCUACUGUUUUUUUUUUCAAAAUGUCCUUUAGUUAAAUGAUGCUUUGGUUUUUAAUGUUGUCAAUAAAAUACCUUAAGCCUCUUAUUACUCUGCUCACAUAAAAACCAAAUUUUAGACUAGUGUAAAUCAGUGCUAAAAAUUAGUUGAACAAUCACUAACAAGCUUUCAAUGUUUUAAGCUAACCAAGUAGGUUUUUCAGAUUGUAUAAUAUAGGAACAUGAGCUAGAAAAUUAGGAAAAUAAAACAAACAAAUGCACGCACGCACACACACACACAAUUGUGCGCACACAUGCAUACACACUCCCUACACAUACAUGCACACACACAAAGCAAACACUACUUGAAUGCAACAUUCAAAUAAUUGAAGGAAAUGUAAAUUGUUGUACUUGAAUUAUUCAGAUAGCGGUCUAUUUUCACCACUUCAUUUUUCUAAUUUGUAACCACAACACAGUUUUCCCAGCCCAGUGGACAGCUCCACAAAGUGAGGGUGAUAAUGGUUCCUGCAGGGAAGGAAGGUCCUCUAUGUCUGCUGAACAGUUUAAACUCAACAGAUUGGAAAGAAUAGUGAAAAUUGAUUGUCAAUAAUGAAAUCCCCCAGACUGAGAAGAUAGCUGCUAUCUUUUCCUCUUUUCUAGUUAUUUGGAGUUUCUUCUUUGCUUUUCCCACUAAUCAGUUAUUCACAAAAGGAUUAAAGUCCCCAAUUUCCAUUAAAAAGUAGAAGUGCUAACUCACAGUGAGACUGAUUUUCAGGAACAAAUGAUAAGUGCUUUCAUUUGGUUAGAAUUUAUUACGAUAGUGGGUUUUUUUUUUUUUUUGUAUUCUGCACUGUUCAUAUUUAUAAGAGGAGGAGUUUGGGGAGGUCAGUUUGUCAACUGAGUGAAAGCCCCCCAAUAUACAGAGCAACAGUUUAGUCACUUUGAUGGGGAGAUCAGACCACCCCAUCCUUAUCUAGCCAUGACAGUCCCAAUCAACCCAUCCACCAUUUAGUUAACAUGCCCCAUUCAUUUAGUCCAUGCACUGGGUAGUGCAGGGUAGCCCUGGAAUCUAUAGAAAAAUUUUAAAAAGAAAAGAAAAAACUGCAUUCUGAAGUAACUUUCAAUGCAAUUACAAGAUAAGUAAUGAUAAAAAAAUUCACAUAAUUUGCUAACUAAAUUUCCAAAUAGUGAGCCUUACAGGAUAAGAUUUUAGAAGAAAUAAACUGUGCUGCAUCACUGUAACCAUCACCAUCACAUCAUCACCACCACCACCGUCAUCACCAUCAACACCUUCGCCGUCAUCACCAUCAUCACCUUCAUCACCAUCACCAUUAUCACCAUCUAUAUCCUUUUUCUUGUUCCAUACUAGUCCUUAGCUAUUGAUCCAAACAAAGUUUCAAUGUUUUUUUCCAAAUCAUAAUGAAAUUAAGACUUAAAUUAAGAAGAAAAUGGAUGUUUCAUUUUAGUUUAAAUAUUGAAUAUGCAGAUCAUAGUUUAAAAUGUUGCUUUCCUAAAACCUUUCCAUAACUUCUCUGUGUCCUUUCAGUUCUAUCUGUCUACCCUUCUUCAAACAAAAUUUGAAAUAAUUCCUUAGGAGAACACUCCACCUACUUUUAUUUAUUGGUUUCUUCUGGGUUUUGUGUCUCAUUUGGAUUUUUUUAUUCUUUUUCAUGAAGAUAACACAUGUAUUGGCUAAGAACUUUUUCCCCUAAAAUGGAUGCCUCUGUGGACACCACAGAUUUUCUCACCCCAAAAGGACAAUCAAUAUACUUCGUAUUAUACAAUUUGGAUCUGGGCUCUGAUUCCCCCUAAUUUAUCAUGAGAUUUUUACUUGGAGAUAGAAAUAGAUAUAGGCAAAAUAUAUUGAUUAAAUUUAUGGUGUUAACUAUUAUAUUAUCUGUUUAGAAUAACUUUAUGAAAACAUUGUAAAAGAUAGUUUCAAUCAUUCUCAACCUUCAAAAUGACUAAUUUUGUGCUAGUGAACAAUGUUUACAUGCAUAUAUUUGUACAACUACAUGACAUGUUUUUCUUUACAAGAAGCUCCUCCACUGAGUGAAAGGGUUAUUUCUCCUGAGUUCAUUUUCUAUGGAAGAUUUUGGAAGAGUAAUAAUUUUCAGGGAUUGGGCCUGGGUUGUCUUGUAAGAAGCAAAGGGCCAUCUUGUGUUUACAUGCAGUGAUGUGUGUAUUUGUGUAUGUAUGUACAGUGGUAAAACUGGAACAACUUAUUAACGUGUGUAUUACUCUACCCAUCACCCCAAAUGUAGUUGAAACAAGUAGAAAGGAGCACAGUUUCCUAGUGGUAGUGUAUUAGCUUACUAAGCAUUUAGUUAAGGAAAAAGGAGUGAGGGAGAGAGAGAGAGAGAGGGAGAGAGAAACUGACCUCUACAUUUUCUGGAAAUGUGGGACCACAUUCUCUCUUUAAAAAAAAAAAAAAUCAAGUUUAAAUACCUGAUCAGAAGUUGAUUCUGAGUUCAAAUGAGCCUGCCUCCUAUUGAGAACAACUGAUCAUAUUUUUACUUGGGUGCACAUCUGAGUGAUUACUUGAUCAUUUGUGCAAGUGGUCAAUAUCAUCUUAUAGGCUAGAAGCAGUACUCAAGAUGUAGGUGGCAAAUAGCCAUCCUCAUGCUUGCUUAGGACACAGCUUUCCAGUACAAUGUGAUGAAACAUCUAUUAGGUCUAGUGUGAACCAAGCAACACAGGAAUUAGCCACAGUGCAUGGACUGUCCUCUCUUUUUGAAGCUUGUGUGUGUAGAAGUAAAACCAUCUUGAACCCUGGAUGAUGCCCCAGGCAGAAAGGAAGGGCAAAAGUGCGGGUCUGCUCUCUGCCUCAAUAGAAUCCUUCCUGCUUGUAAAGCCAUCUCAUUCAGUUGGGAGGAAGGUAGAGGGAUUCCAGAGUCUGAGAGCAUCUUGGAAUCAGCACCGAGCACACAGUACAGAAGAGCUUGGCCCCAAGAAGGGGUCCACCCUGCUCAAGUGUGCACCCACCCCUCUCCAGCAAGUGGACCAAGGACCAGGCCAGGGUCCCCACCCUCACCAAGUGGCCUCCAACAGCCCCUACUUCCCUGUCAUUCCACAAGGGCCUGGAAGACCUGACUCCCAGUCUUUGGACCAUCUCAGGCCCUUACCCACUGUCCCAAGACAGUAUUGAGGUCCCGCUGUCCUCCUCCCCUCUGUCAAGGACGUAACUCCCCGCUAACAGUGCAGCUCAGCUCGUGGUGUCCUAGUGAAACGAGGGCGCACUAGCGCCCGACGUGCCUUGGCGACACGGGCUGCACCGCGGCCCGCUUCGCCCGUCCGGUCCUGCCGCACCCUCUAGGCCCCCUGCCCUGGGCCAGCUGGGCCUGGUGGCUGGGCCGCCCUCUGUAUUUGUAUUUGGAUUCCUACGU
This is a messenger RNA of Ailuropoda melanoleuca (giant panda), 9624 nucleotides long. RefSeq names its product gamma-aminobutyric acid type A receptor subunit gamma3 (gene GABRG3). Gene Ontology annotation, biological process: gamma-aminobutyric acid signaling pathway; monoatomic ion transmembrane transport; chloride transport. The record is from RefSeq and is a predicted model, not a curated record. The transcript is spliced from 10 exons. Gene Ontology annotation, cellular component: membrane. The coding region runs from base 225 to 1643 and encodes 472 amino acids. Gene Ontology annotation, molecular function: GABA-A receptor activity; extracellular ligand-gated monoatomic ion channel activity. NCBI's taxonomy places the organism in Eukaryota, Metazoa, Chordata, Mammalia, Carnivora, Ursidae.